Molecule: messenger RNA, 2803 nt
Organism: Musa acuminata subsp. malaccensis (wild Malaysian banana)
Lineage: Eukaryota; Viridiplantae; Streptophyta; Magnoliopsida; Zingiberales; Musaceae
Product: transcription factor GAMYB-like
Source: RefSeq, a predicted model, not a curated record
GCUCGCUCGCCAGCUUGCUUGGCUGAUGCUCCGAUCUCCUUCUCGGCCUCGGUCUCUCGAUCGAUCCAUCGAUCUCCCCGGCUUUGACGCUUUAUCUCCACGCGAAUUCUUUGGAUCCUGGGCCAAUUCGGUAUGCAAGAUUCGAAUUUUCUUCCGCCAAUGAUAAUCCCCCCGUUGCGGCCGCCACCUGAUCUUCUUACUCCUUAUCCGCAAUUUUUGCGAGAUUCGAAUUUUCUUUUCUUUGCCGCUCAAAAAGCAACGAGCUCCGAUCGCCGUCUUUCGCGUUGGUGUGCAGGGGUUUAAAUUCAUUGGACAUCAGCGGCCCGAUGGGGCAAGCCAUCGAGAUUCUGCGAUCCUGUUUUAAGAGAUCCGAGCUCUCCGCUGAUCGAGUGGCCUUCUGCUUGUCUGGUGAUUUCUGGAGCAAUGUAGUAUGGAACGGGUUGUUUUUCUUGGAGAUGUGUGCAUUUGUGGAUCCGUAGCAUAUAGUUUAAGAUGGAAAGCGGGGAUCUUUGAGUGCUUACAAUAACUAAUCAGCUCAGUUUCGAGUGGCUUUCUGGCUACUGUUAUCUUAUUAGCUGUUAUCGAAUAACCUGAAAGUCGUUUUCAUUUGUUUCCUCAGUUUCAAUACAAUUAUUACGUAGGUCUCCUUCAUUUCUGUUCAUUGUCGAUUUCAAAUUUCGAGUUAUCAUUUAGUUUAACUGUCUGCCUCCUCUUGAUUUCUUUGUGGAGUUUCAAGUUUCUAGGUUGAAACGGUCGCUCGUAGUAGAGACUAGUGUUCAUUUGUGGAUCCGUAGCAUCUAGUUUAAGAUGGAAAGUAGGGACCUUUGAGUGCUUAGUGCUUACAGUAUCUAAACUGCUCAGUUUCGAGUGGCUUGUUGAUGUUUCUGUGUUUCUUGCAACUGUUAUCUUAUUAGCUGUUAUGGAAUAAUCUGAAAGUAAUUUUUUUAGUUUCAAUACAAUUGUUACGUAGGUCUCCUUCAUUUCUGUUCAUUGUCGCUUUCAAAUUUUGAGUUAUCGUUUAGUUUAACUGUCUGCAUCCUCUUGAUUUCUUCAUGGAGUUUCAAUUUUCUAGGUUGAAACAGUUUCGUGUAGUAGAGACUAGUUGUGAAACUCUCAGGUUCUUGAAAAUGAAUCUUUUGCCAACUAAGAGUGAAAAGGAACCGAUUGCAGAGGACAAUAUAUUUUCGCAUUCAAUUGAUGAAGGUAGCAGAGAAAAAUCAAUAGGUAAAGAUGGUCAGGUAUUGAAGAAGGGACCUUGGACAUCUGCAGAGGAUGCGAUUUUGGUCGAAUAUGUUAAAAAGCAUGGGGAGGGAAACUGGAAUGCUGUUCAGAAGAACUCAGGAUUGUUUCGAUGUGGUAAAAGUUGUCGGCUGCGGUGGGCUAAUCAUCUCAAACCAAAUCUAAAGAAAGGUGCCUUUUCGAUGGAAGAGGAGGAAAUGAUCGUUCAACUUCAUGCUAAAAUAGGCAACAAAUGGGCUAAGAUGGCCACAUUUUUACCUGGUCGCACUGAUAAUGAGAUAAAGAACUAUUGGAAUACACGAAUAAAGCGACACCAGCGUGCCGGUUUACCUCUUUACCCUAAUAAUAUUUGCUUUCAGGCUUCAGAUGAAAAUCAGCAAACUCAGAUUGUCAGCUGUGUUGCCCAACAACACAGUGGGAUCUUGCAGGGGAACAGUUUUGAUAUUCCUGGUACUGGAUUUGAGAACUUGAACAAUGGUCAUGCGGAUUUGUCUUAUGCUUCCUCAUUUCCAGAUCUCUCUGUAGGUGCUGGCUGUGAUGCUACCUUCUACAGUGGGCCUCCCUCAGCAUCUCAAUUUCUAAUGGAGCCUCCUGGACAGCUGACUUUUCGCUUACAUUAUCCCUAUGAUCCUGAUCCCAACUUCAAGGACCUGGCAACUUUUGGAGGUGAAAUUCCUGGCCGCCAUGCCUUUCCAAUUGACAAAUUCUCUGCUUCAAGGCCCCUUUCUGGAGCUGUGAAGUUGGAGCUCCCUUCACUCCAAUGUACAGAAACUGACGAUAGUAGCUGGACCCUGUGCCAUUCCACACCAACUCUUGAUGCGGUUAAUACAUAUGUUGAAUCUUCUCCAACAACUGUCUCAUUGCAACCUGAAGCUAUUUCACCACGGAGCAGCGGUUUACUGGAUGCAUUGCUUCAUGAGGCACAGGUACUAAGCGGCUCAAAGAGAUAUUCAUCACUGAAGUGUUCAAGUUCUGUUAUCAAACACAAUGAGAUGGUGGAAUGUUCAGGCCUUAAUAUUUCUGAGACCGAGUGGGAAGACUACAAUGGCCCAACUUAUCCCUUGGGUCAUUCUGCUCCUUCUGUUUUAAAGGAAUGCACACCUCCUGUUUGUGGCAGUUUAUCUCAUGGAUUUCCACCAUUCAAGGAUAUUCCUGGCUCACAAAAUACUUUUGCUGUUGCUGAACAUCUUUCAACCCCGAAUAUGGAGGAGAAAAACAUGUCGUCUCAUCCGGAUUUCUACAGGCCUGAUGCUUUACUGGGAUCUGAUUGGCUUGAAGAAGGUUCUCAAGUUGCAAAAGAUCAUUCUGUCUUGAGUGAUGCAGUAACAACACUCCUGGGUCAUGAUUUUUGCAAAGAGCACAAGAUAGUGCCCGCUGGAACAUCAUCUGAUCUCUUUCGAGGAACCAAGCUUGAAUCUCAUUCACGGGGUAAGAUCCCCGAUGUAUCGCAAAUGCCUGAGCUUCCUUGACCUCAAUCGUACAGAUGGCAAACUUACUUGAGAAAUGUUCAAGGAGGACCUCAGCUUGAUUUUUAUGACUGUUAAUGCUUCUUUCAGAUUAAUCA